UUGCAGAGUUCCAAAUUGUCUUCAGUUACCUAGAAACCUGUGUAAGGAGAUGUAAAUGUUCUGGGUUAAAGCAAGGCAAGCUGUGCGGGCAGGAAUCACAGAGCUCUUACUGGAUCAACAGCUGGUGUUGCAGAUGAGCUGUGAAGAAAGCAGACAGGCUUUUGGGCACAGCAGGGCACCAAAGGCAUCCCAGGCUCUCUCAUGCCUUGCCUCGCUCUUCUCCCCUCCUAAACCCUUCUCCUGGAGGAUGGCAGCCGCCUCUUUCCGCUACGGCCUGACCAUCACGGGGGCCGUGCUGCUGGUGACGGGGACGCUGUGCUUUGCCUGGUGGAGCGAUGGCGAGGUGGGCUCCGGCAGCGGGGCUCGUCUCCUGCCUCCCCGGGAAGCCGAGGCCGUCCCCAGCUCCUCCUCCUCCUCCAGUGCCCUGCUCCGCUCCAUCAGCUUCUUCUGCUGCGGCAUCGGCGGCAUCCUCCUCAUCUUCGGCCUCCUGUGGUCGGUGAAGGCCAACGCCAGGGUGGUGUCCCGGCGCUACCAGUACCAUUUCCCCAGGGACCUGCAGUACUUCACGGCUGAGCCUCCAGAGAAGUGGAACUGCAGCACCUGGGACUCCAGCGCCAUCCCCACCUACGAAGAAGCCCUGACCUGCCGACCUGCCCACGCUGGCCCGGCUUAUGUGCAGCCACCGGGGAUGAAGGAGGAGCUGACACCGGCCCUGUACCGCUACCUGGAGGAGGAGGAGGAGGAGGAGGAAGGCCGGCAGGGCCGGCGGCGGAGCUCCUCUGACAGCGCCUUGUUCCGCCCCAGCCCGCCCUGGCCGCAGGCGACGCCGCCGCCCAGCUACGAGAACAUCAACGGGAACAUCAACGGGGGGCUCUGAGCCCGGCCAGCCCCAGCCGGGACCCUGCGGCUCCUGCUCCGCUCCAAACCGAGCCUCUCCCCGCUGGGGUGGGAGCAGGCUGGGCGAGCAGCGGGAAGGGUCAGCCCGGCUUUCCCCUGUCCGGGACCGCGGGCUCGGUGGGAGAUGCGUUCAGAGAGUCUGGGGUAGCUGGCAUGUUCGAAAACUUUCGUAUUUUUAAUAAAACCACCGGUGGUUUCA
Taeniopygia guttata (zebra finch) is the source of this 1096-nucleotide messenger RNA. It is a transcript of the gene TMEM61, whose product is annotated as transmembrane protein 61. Lineage: Eukaryota; Metazoa; Chordata; Aves; Passeriformes; Estrildidae. The record is from RefSeq and is a predicted model, not a curated record.